Messenger RNA from Myxocyprinus asiaticus (Chinese sucker), 2181 nucleotides. It is a transcript of the gene ift74, whose product is annotated as intraflagellar transport 74. NCBI's taxonomy places the organism in Eukaryota, Metazoa, Chordata, Actinopteri, Cypriniformes, Catostomidae. Gene Ontology annotation, biological process: cilium assembly; intraciliary transport involved in cilium assembly. The record is from RefSeq and is a predicted model, not a curated record. Gene Ontology annotation, cellular component: centrosome; cilium; intraciliary transport particle B. Gene Ontology annotation, molecular function: beta-tubulin binding. The coding region runs from base 140 to 1906 and encodes 588 amino acids. The transcript is spliced from 20 exons.
CGAGAUCUCGCGAUAAUGUCUCGCGGUUGCUGGGCAACACAGAAAAGAGGUGUUCUGUUGCUGCUAAAGGAGCUAAACAGUUUUCUUUCAAUCAUUUUCAGGUGCAAAACAGCGUGUUUACGCUCUUUUUCGGUCCAGGAUGGCGAAUCAGAGACCGGCAUCAGGAAGACCUAUGAGUCGUGGAUCAUUUGGGCUGAGUGCUGGAAGACCCCCUCAGACUGGCAUCAGGGUUGGCACUGGGAUGGUACCAGUGACCAGGGGUGGACCCAUCGCUUCUCCUGGAGUUUUAUCAGCUCAGAUUAAAGUGGCAGAUCGUCCUGUAACUCAACAGGGUCUCAGUGGAAUGAAGACCGCCAUGAAAGGACCGCAGAGGCAAAUCCUUGAUAAGUCAUAUUACCUCGGGUUAUUACGGAGUAAAAUAAAUGAGCUGAUGACAGAGUCCAGCAAAUUACAAAAAGACAUUGACACCUUCAAUCAGGAAAAUUCAGUGUAUCUUUCUUAUGAGAAAAGAGCAGAGGGCCUCGCUGGAGAAAUUAAAGAUCUUCAAGGACAACUGGCAGAUUACAACAUGCUGGUUGACAAGCUGAACACAAACACAGAGAUGGAUGAAGUUGUAAAUGAUGUCAUCAUGCUAAGAGCACAGAAUGACAGAGAAGCUCAAAGUAUGGACAUUAUAUUCACUGAAAGGAGAAAGAAAGAGGAUCUGAUACGAGCUGUUGAUGACGAUAUAGUGCAAGAGAAACAAGCUGCAGAAAACAUUAUUAAAAAGAUGUCUGCUGAUAAACAGGCUAAAUAUGCUGAAAUGAAAGCCACCAACGAAGAGCUACUGCAGGAACUGGACACUCGACAAGAAGAACUAGACGCUCUGAUGAGCAGGAAGGAGACGUUUGAGGCAGAGUUUCUUCACUCACAGGUCAAACAGGAUGCAGUGAUGCUGCAUGAGAAAUUACUGGAACUAGAGAACCGCAGAGACGGUAUGCUGGCUGAAGACAGGAGUGUGGGUUCUCCACAGGAGGAGAGAGAACGCCUCUUGAAACAGGUGAAAGAAAACAACCAGGAAAUUGCCAGCAUGGAACGACAACUGACGGAUGUACGUGAGAAAAUCAGCCACCUCACAGAUGAGAUGCGACAACUAGAUGCUGACAUGGAGGAAAAUCAAGGAGAAAGAGCUCAGAAGUACAAGGAGCUGCAGAAGAGAGAAGAGGAAAUCGAUUCAUAUCUGAACACGUUUGAAGAGAAUCGAUCCCAGGAGCUGCAGCAUAUCAGAGACACGCAGACCAGCAUCGUGGCUCUUCUGGAACACUCCAGCAGGAACAUCAGUCGUCUGCAGCAGCUGUCUGCGGUCACUGCACAAGAGCUGCAGUCCAUGCAGGAAGACCUGAGCUUCAAAGAGACGGAGAUGCACAAGUCUCACAUCACAGCCAAAGGCCUUUCAUCAGAGAGUGACCGUUUACAGCAGGACCUGCUGAAGGUCGAGCAGUUGGAAGGGAAGGUCACCACAGAGCUACAGACUCUCAGAGAUCAACUCAAACUCAUGAAUGAAGAGCUGCUCACAUACAGAGAUCUGGAUGCUCUCAAAACUGCUGGAGAGGAGAGGAAGACGAGGCUGCAGGAAGAUCGAGUGACACUCACUCAGAGGAAAGACACAUUUAAGAAGAUCUUACACAAGAUGAAUGAAGAGUUUGAAACUCUGAAGAGCCAGUUACUAGACAAUGAGACCCAUGUAGAGCUGACCAACAUGGAGAGAAAGUGGCAACAUCAUGAACAGAACAACUAUGUGAUGAAAGAAUUCAUCGCUUCCAAGGGCGUAGAAAGCGAUUACCGCCCAGUGGUAAAGAAUGUCAACAAGCAGCUGCUGGAGUACAAUAAGACUCUCAUCGACACUCUGCAGGGCACUAGAAACUGAGGAGGAGGUGCACUUCCUGUCUGCUCAAGCAAACUCACUCACUUCCUGUUCAAGAGCACCAGAGAGAUAACUGUGCGAAUGAUUAAAGAACACGAGUCAUAUUUCACAACACAUGAAAAAUGAUAAUUUCUGUAACACGGCAGUGAUUUAUUUAUAUUUGAAAUUUUCUGUGUAAUGCUUGAAUAUGUCAGUCACAAUCUGUAGGUCAAAUAUUUUUUUAAAUGCAUAUUAUAAAGUUAAAUUGUUAAAUAAUGUCUCGAGUCAUUUGUUUGAGA